Aricia agestis (brown argus) is the source of this 4522-nucleotide messenger RNA. It is a transcript of the gene Mondo, whose product is annotated as carbohydrate-responsive element-binding protein. The coding region runs from base 129 to 3035 and encodes 968 amino acids. Gene Ontology annotation, biological process: regulation of transcription by RNA polymerase II. Lineage: Eukaryota; Metazoa; Arthropoda; Insecta; Lepidoptera; Lycaenidae. The record is from RefSeq and is a predicted model, not a curated record. Gene Ontology annotation, cellular component: nucleus. Gene Ontology annotation, molecular function: DNA-binding transcription factor activity, RNA polymerase II-specific; RNA polymerase II cis-regulatory region sequence-specific DNA binding; protein dimerization activity. The transcript is spliced from 17 exons.
AACAAUGUGAGUGCUGAAGUAAAAAUAUGGCUAUGUGUUGAGUUUGAAUUAAUUUGAAAUACUUCUCAAUAAUAAUAAUUUAAAAAGAUAAAAAUAUAUAAAUGUGAAGACUUGUUCAAAGUAAAAUAAUGAAUAAUGUGGAAAAACAUCUCGGCCGUCCUGGUAAGGAGGCGAUACAUUCUGGUCACUUCAUGGUGUCGCAUUUUGAGGCAGAGGAUCAAGACGAUUAUGAUGAUUUAGCUGUACCCGUCCCAGACGAAGAACAAAAUGUACAGAAAGAAACCGCAGUGGCAACAUACACCGUGCCUCCGACGUCAGAAACAUUCCAACUUUGUGACAAAGAGGAGUCUAAACAACAUCAACAACUUUCCAUUGAGAUAUCUCUUACAAAAUUAUUCAAAUGCAUGACUUUAGCGUACAGACAAAAACUAACCUCACCUAAAUGGAAUCGUUUCAAAGGUAUAAAACUACGGUGGAAGGACAAAAUAAGAUUGAACAACGUUAUAUGGAGGUGCUGGCAUAUGCAAUUCAUAAAGAAACAAAACACUUUGGUGUGUCAGUUUGCUUCACCAUUGGAUGUUGACACCCAUGUAAAGCCAGAGACAACAAUAUUAGAAGGAAAGUAUUGGAAAAGACGAGCCGAAGCCGUAAUAGCAGAGUACAAAAAAUGGCGAAUGUUUCAUAUUAUGCGACUCCUUGGCAAGGGGGACACCUCCGUCCAGGACACCAUGUCAAUACUGGGUUUUCAGAUGUCGGACAUGGACACGAUGGAGUCACAGUGCAGCGACUUCGCUGCCAACAUGCUGACCGAUGAGGACUACCUAAACUUCAUGAGUGACACGCUGUUCUCUACCAUCACAAACCACCAACCGUUCGCCUUCCCCGAUUGCAGAGAGAUCGCUAGAGGCGCAAGCUUAGCCGAUUUUAUCCAACCGAGCUUAGGUCCUCUUCAGCCUAACCUCGAUGAUUUUAUGGACACUUUGGAACCACUGCAAGACCUUUUGUCCCUGCCCCGACUGCCGCCCGUGCCAGAAGAGACGGCGAUCACAUCAGAAGACACAAUGUACAGGAACACGAUGUCCGUAGAGUCUUACGGCGCUCAGAACUACAUCACCAGCGUCCAAAACAUAAACACCGUCACGAUGCCCACCAGUCAGAUGACUAUACAUGGUUCCAAUAACAGUAGUCAGGUUAUAUCGAUGCCUGAGCCAGGAAAAGGUGAGCAGCUGAGAAUGUAUGAUAAUGGACGGCUAUACAAUCAGACGGAGAUGCCUAGCAACAUAAUGGGAGCUCAGGAAGUUUUGCCGACGUACCAGACCAAUACGUAUGAAACUCAACCGCCAGCGCAGACGGAGCCUAUACUGAAUAACGCCUACGCGAUCAAAUCGCCCCGGGUGCAGUACGUGAACGCGCAACCUAAAAUAAUCACACAAAAUGAUCCCGGCUACCCGAAAUAUAAUGCUCCGUUGCCGCCCUCUCAAACGGCACCGGAGACGGUCUCGCUUUUGCAGCAGCCCGUACAGAAUCCGAAAUAUGCAUCGCCCGUCGUGAUCCAGGGGCGAAGCGCGUACAGCCGCGACAAGCAGCGCUCGCGGCUCGGCUACGCCGGUCAGGUCAACAACCAAUACCAGAGUUACUCGCAAGGAAUGCAAUCUCAAGUGCACGCGUCGCACGCCGCGCAACUGCCGCAAGCGUCCCAUGCGGGGCACGUGUCGCACGCCCCACACGCGUCGCAGGCCUACGAGCCGCAGAUGCUCAGGUUGUCGACGCCGGAGGUCCAGUACCUGCAACCCGUCGACUACAAGACGAAGCCGGCCGGCGCGACGGUCAAUGCUAAAACUUUCAAACUGCCCUCCCCUCCGUUGGCGCCAGCCGCCUCAUCUCAACAGUCGGCUGGGCCCCUCAACGCCAGCGUGAGUCGCGGCAAGGAGCAGUACCGCUCGCACAGCUUACCGCUCGGCGCGCAGCUCGGCCCGGACUGGGCCGUAACCGCGCCCGCACCCGCACCCGCACACGCGCCCGCACACGACGUCACGCACGCCGCACGGCCGCGAGAGUCGAACCCUGCCGCGCUGCGCAUUCGGUCGCGGUCGCAGUCGAGCGGCAUGGGCGGCGAGGGCGGAGCAGGAGGCGGGGCGCGCCACCCGCCGCCGCUAACGAGCGUGGCGAGCGAGCCCGCGCUGCCGCAGGCUAGCGUCAUGCUCGCGCAGCUGCUGUCCGCCAAGCACUCUCAGAGUCUAUACAAGUUUAACAAUAUGGAGGAGAGCGCGGAGCCGACAAAGUCGCCGGUGCUGCGGGGCCAGCCUUCGCCGCUGGGCAGUGACGUCAUCUCGCCGCACCACUCGCGUGCGCAGUCUACGUCGCCGCCCGGGUCGCCGGCGUCGGGGCGAGCUUCAGGCGGCGCGAGCCCGCACGAGCGUGCGCGCACGCACCUCCACGCCGAGCAGAAGCGCCGCUACAACAUCAAGAACGGCUUCGACACGCUGCAAGCGCUAAUACCCCACCUCAACAACAAUCCCGCCGCUAAGAUAAGCAAAGCUGCCAUGCUGCAGAAGGGCGCCGAGUACAUCAAACAGUUGAAAGCCGAGAGGAAUCAGAUUAAGGAGGAAAUGGAGAGCUUAAGACAGCAAAUAGAAUGUUUAAAUAACUCAAUAUCCAACUGCCACUCGCUGCUGCCGGCGACGGGGGCGCCGGUGUCCCGCGCGCGCGCCGGCCGCCUGCGCGAGAUGUUCGCGGCACACGUCGCGGCCCGCACCAUACACAACUGGAAGUAUUGGCUCUUUAGCGUGGUGAGCGCGGCGCUGGUGGAGUCGUUCAGCGCGUGCGCGUCGUGCAGCAGCGCCGCCGACCUCGUGCGCACCACGCUGCUGUGGGCCGAGCAGCACUGCUCGCUCGUCGAGAUGAGACCAGCGGUGCUGAACUCCCUGCGCGUGCUGUGUACUACCACGGACAUCCUCACGAGCCCCGAGCGGCUGGCGGACGAGGCGCGCGCAGCCGCCGCCGCCGCCACCACCGUCAAGCGCGAGCCGACAUAACCCCGCCCCGCCGCCCCCAGCGAGCGUGAGCUUAGCUCCGCCCCUGCGUCGCGUCUCGCCUCGCCCCCAAUACAAUGUGACACGUGUAUCGCACAGGUUUGCGUUGCUAACAUCGAGUAGUGCUUAAGCCUUAAGUCGAUGUUGAUAAACUUAAUAUUAUGUAACCUCUAUGUGCCUUAUACAAUGCAAAUGUUUUAUAUAGGUGAGAUAGUUGUAAAUGCGGGCUCGAAGUUAUUAUAAAUACAGAUGAAUGUUAUAUUGUUAUAACUACGAUCGACAGGAUAGUAGUCUAUUGCCAAUUUUAAAUAUUGUUUUCCAAAUUAUUAGUAAAUAUAUACAACCCGGUCAAAAUAUCAGUUGACUAGAUUUGACAACGUCAUUACAGGGCGGCCAUGUUAUCCGCCACGCUGCACGCCAGCAGUCUACAAAUAAUUUAACCGGGUUGUUAUAAAAUAAAUACUGUAAAAGUUAUGCGACGUGUGUUGCAAAUACGGGCGGCGCAUUAGGUUGGCAGCUUAUUUUAUAUAUCAAAGUAUGUUGAAUUUGUUGAUACCGUAUGUUUUCAAUUUUCAGCCCUCCGAACUUUAGCUUGCGUCUGUAUUGGGGGCACCAUUGUGCAAAACGGGCUCAGACCCAACCUAAAUACUCAAAAUGAUGUGUCGAUCUCUCGUCGGUCGAUACGUGCUUAUGUGCAAUCUAUUGGUGUUCAUAUGUUGAUGAUGCGUUCGAACGCACAACGUCAUGUUGCGGGGUAUCCGUGUUGAUGUCGAAAUUAAGAAUUUACGAAUUGUUAAUUCUAAAUUUAAUUGUCAUUGUGUUUUCGGUUUUUUGACUUGCUGUUCAUACAUCACAUAAUAUUGUCGUUCAGAUCUAACUACGGGUACGGGAAGAUGUGCCUUACAUAUUGUAAUAAGUUGUAUAUAAAUGUAAUAUAUGUACAGUGAUGGUUUAGAACCGAACCAAAGAAUGAGACUACGCUCACGAGCGAUGUGCGGUGUGCAUCCGUGUGCGUUUGUACCGAGUCCUAGUACUAUCCGGUGUGACAAACUUUAAACUAUAUGAUUAUCUGAAACUAAAACAAACCGUUGUUAGAUUUUAUAGCCAAUAGCAUGGCAAUUUUGGAAAGAGAGGGUUAUAAGUUUGUCGCACCGCCGUUUCUCAGCCGAUUUCGCGAGAACACCGACCUAUAUACGUUAAGUGCUAAAGAGAAUUUAUAUUGUGACGGCGAGAUUUAAUUUAGAAAUAUUGUAAGUAAUUCGCGUAAGAUUGUAUAGGUAAAUAUUUUUAUAUCGUUUGUGUAUUCACACGAAUUAUUUUUAUAUUAACUAUAUGAAUCGGUGCCAACGUAAAUAUUGUUGUAUGUAAUAAUUGUUAUGUAGUGAAUUAAUUUUAUGACGUGUCGUCGAGUCUUGGAGAUGUGAGCUUUAAUGCAAUGUUUGCACUUGUUGUUCUAUUGGAAAUACAAUUUGGAAUGAUUCUAUAUUUUA